AUGACCCAUGUAUUGCGACACGCCGUCCCGCAAUGUCUUCAAAAGGUGCGACAAAUCAAGAACCUACUCCAUCAGCCCGAGGGUCGACAGAUUCUAUCAAAUGGCGAUAAGCGGCGGGCCGAAGUCGAUCUGGCCGAGUGCGAGACCACCUUACAAAUAUUGGACGGCGAAAUCAGCAACGAUAACGAAGACCAAGAAUCAUCCCAAGGAAGUCUUGCGAACCACCUCAACAUCAUUCUGAACGACCUGAAAUCCGUAGACAACAUCAUUCGGGUGUGUGUCGACAGCAGCCUACCCUUGCCACAUAAUGUCCCUGGUGUCCGAGAUAGUUUAGAGGAAGAGUUGCGCAACCUCAUCGAAGACAUCGGAACGGUACAGCGUCUCCGCCCAUCCCGAAUCCCGAACGGCCCGAGCCCCAAUCUUCGAGGUCUACUAAGCCGACACGGGAAACUCGAAGAGCACUUCACCGAGUCGCUCAAAGCGCUCAUACUUCCCCUGAUAGGCGGGCAGCCGCUGCUUCAUAAGAAUAUUGGAGCCAUAAAGCCGCUAUGGUCAGAACUUCCGCCUAUACACAACCCUGUGGGGGAAGAGAUCGGAAGUUCAAAGUGGAUCAACGACAAUCCGCAGAACGAUGGCUAUGUCAUCAAAGCAGACACGAUCCAGAUGGCAAGAACUGUGCUUAGAAUACUUUGCAACGCAUGGCUCUCUAUACCCGACCAGAGCAGUAACCCACAAGUUCGUGCGACGUUGAUGCGGUUGCGACGCAUGCCGAAAAUUGUCCUGACUCUAAAGAGUAUGCGAGGCUCUCGGUGGAUUGAUUAUUUCCUUCAUUCGGAAAUUGACGACGACUCAUUCCCUUUGAGCGAGGCCAUGCUCAAAUCGACUGUCUUUCCCGAGACUUGCGCUGCAGAUGCAGAGCGCUUCUACGCCGAGCAACGCAGAAUUCAACCACGUACAUGGGGGGAUCAGCGCUUUUUCCAGCUCUCACCAAAGGAACCGCUUCCAUAUCACAGAGACCAUCACCGGGGCAAAGGCGGGUUUUCCGACGUAUACAUAGUUCGCAAUGCUUUCGACGACAAGCAAUAUGUCCUCAAGGUUACCAAAGAUUCUGGUGGUCCGCGUGCCCACGACCACCUCCGCAAUGACGCAGAACAUCUUCAGGAGAUAUGCAAUGAUUGUCGGCAGGAACAUAUUCCUCACAUUGUUCGGUUGGUCAAUACCUUCUCCCGUGGUCAUCAAUUCGGUCUGGUGAUCACACCUGCCGCGGAUUGCAACCUGGAGCAGCUCCUGUUCAACUCUGCUCAGGAUCCGGAGGCUUUACGUUUCCUCAAGCCCUCCUUGCUCAAAGCCAUUGGAUGCCUGUGUCGCACACUCGUAUACAUCCACGAAGUCAAGAGCAAAAGACAUCGAGACAUCAAACCACAGAAUAUCCUAUUCCAACGGAUCAGCUCGGACGGCAACUCGAAUUUCCUCUGGUCCGACUUCGGUCUAGCUAAGCAGCUGGCCACAGAUGCGAAUGCGCACAGUGCCACGUACUCAGACUUUCAAGGAACCAUCCAGUACGCGGCGCCGGAACAACUUGACAACGAUGUUGCCCAUGGAAGGAGUGCGGAUGUGUUUUCAUUCGGUUGCAUCAUGUUCGAGAUUGUUGGUUCAAUGCUCUAUCAGGAGUACUCCAGGGACGCCAAUGGAUUCCCACGUCGACUUCAAAACUACAAAGACAAAAUCAACAUGCUGCACCAAGGAAUUGAUGCUCUUAUCACAGAAGAAAGGCGGAAGAGCCACCCGCAUCUCGCGGCGAUCCACGACAUAUUUCAAGGAGCCGGCAAUCAACAUCGACGGCACCAUAGCAGUUCAGACGCAGAGCCGCCGAGCGGCCCGAGUCUUACGCCUCUCUUGAAGCUCAUCAAGAAGAUGACAUGUGCUGAGCCCACUAAACGACCGAAGGCCAUGGACGUGGUAAGGACAUUGUUCGAUAUGCGAACAGAGGGUCUUGAGUUGUUCUGUCCUGAGUGCUUUGAUGCGGUCCAGUGUAACAAGGCAGGCCCUUUCAGCGGUAGGCGAAAAAGAUGGUAUGAACUAUGA
Cyphellophora europaea CBS 101466 is the source of this 2085-nucleotide messenger RNA. RefSeq lists its product as uncharacterized. Gene Ontology annotation, biological process: protein phosphorylation. Bases 1 to 2085 code for a protein of 694 amino acids. Gene Ontology annotation, molecular function: protein kinase activity; ATP binding. The transcript has 2 exons. Lineage: Eukaryota; Fungi; Ascomycota; Eurotiomycetes; Chaetothyriales; Cyphellophoraceae. The record is from RefSeq and is a predicted model, not a curated record.